Messenger RNA from Papaver somniferum (opium poppy), 2160 nucleotides. RefSeq names its product protein NRT1/ PTR FAMILY 2.11-like. Lineage: Eukaryota; Viridiplantae; Streptophyta; Magnoliopsida; Ranunculales; Papaveraceae. Gene Ontology annotation, molecular function: transmembrane transporter activity. The transcript is spliced from 4 exons. Gene Ontology annotation, cellular component: plasma membrane. Bases 85 to 1905 code for a protein of 606 amino acids. The record is from RefSeq and is a predicted model, not a curated record. Gene Ontology annotation, biological process: transmembrane transport.
GCAGUGGACAUAGGCAAACUGGGAUAACAGGAUAGCUAGAAAGAUAGAGAGAGCUUGUGUGGGAGGAGGAACUCCAUAGAAAUAAUGGAGAAGGGUAGUCAUAACCAGAAGAACUCAAAACUUGAAGAAAUGGAGGUGGUAAAAGAUGAGCCGGAAAAGGUGAACUACAAGGGUAUCAAAGCUAUGCCUUACAUCAUCGGGAAUGAGACGUUUGAGAAGUUGGGAACAAUUGGAACAUCUUCAAACUUAACUGUUUAUCUAACAACAGUCUUUAACAUGAAGAACGUUUCAGCUGCAACGCUUAUGAAUGUCUUUACUGGUACUACUAAUUUGACACCACUGGUCGGAGCUUUUCUCUCUGAUGCCUAUUUUGGUCGUUACAAAACCUUAGGCUUCGCUUCCAUUUCCUCCUUCAUGGGUAUGCUUGUGAUAAUGUUCACAGCAGCAAUCUCCAAAUUACAUCCACACCACUGCGAAAGCAAAGACAGAAUGUUAUGUGAUAGUCCAACACCUUGGCAGCUCGCUUUCCUGCUAACUGGUUUCGGGUUCUUGAUCAUUGGCGCGGGAGGGAUCCGACCGUGUAACUUGGCAUUUGGAGCCGAUCAGUUUAAUCCCAAAACUGAGUCAGGAAAGAGAGGAAUUAAUAGUUUUUUCAAUUGGUAUUACUUCACCUUCACUUUCGCAAUGAUGGUUUCCUUGACCUUCAUUGUGUAUGUACAAUCGGAUAUCAAUUGGGCUCUUGGACUAGCUAUUCCCACAUUUCUCAUGUUCUUGUCUUGUGUCUUCUUCUUCAUUGGUACAAGAAUUUAUGUUAUUGUGAAACCUGAAGGAAGCCCAUUAACAAGAAUAGCACAAGUCAUUGUUGCUGCGACAAAGAAACGGCACUUGACUCUACCGGAAAAUCCAGAAUUCGCACUCUUCAAUUUCAUUCCUGCCAAUACCAUCAAUUCCAGACUUCCUCUGACAGGCCAAUUCAGGUUUCUCGACAAGGCAGCAAUUCUGACAGAUGACGACAAGAUAAAUCCAGAUGGUUCAGCAGAAAAUCCCUGGAGACUUAGUAGAAUGCAACAAAUAGAAGAAGUGAAAUGCGUAAUGAGAAUACUUCCAAUAUGGGCGUCAGGAAUCAUGUACUAUGUAGCCCUUGUUCAAAUGCAUACAUACGCAGUUUUCCAAGCUCUCCAAUCCGAUCGACACUUUGGUAACACCAAAUUUGAAGUACCAGCAGCAACUUACAUAGUUUUUCAAUUUUUAAGUCUUACACUUUGGAUACCAAUUUACGACAGACUUUUAGUCCCUGCGAUUAGAAAAAGGACUAAAAUAGAAGGCGGAAUCACAUUACUCCAAAGAAUGGGUAUCGGAAUAGUACUCUCGAUAUUAACCAUGUUGGUUUCUGGUUUGGUUGAAGAACGACGGAGAAGCUUUACGUAUGCAAAACCUAGUCUUGGAACUUCACCAAGUGGUGGAGGCAUUUCUUCGAUGUCGGCUCUUUGGUUAAUUCUUCAACUUACUCUUGCUGGUUUAGCUGAAGCUUUUAACUCAAUUGGACAAGUUGAAUUCUACUACAAACAGUUUCCUGAGAAUAUGAGAAGUAUUGCUGGUUCAAUGUUUUUUCUAACCAUUUCUAUGGCUAAUUAUCUCAGUGGUUUUAUGGUUUCGGUAGUUCAUCGAACUACGAAUAAUGCGUCUUCAGGGAAUUGGUUGGCUGAAGAUUUGAACGAUGGGAAACUGGACUACUUUUAUUAUAUGAUUGCUGGAUUAGGAGUACUGAACUUUGGGUACUUCUUGGUUGUGGCUAGAUGGUAUAAAUACAAGGAUGCAGCUAAGUCCAGUGAUGAUGAUGAGAAUGAUGCAAUUGAGAUGGCCAAGGCCAUUACAAAGCAACCAACUGAGAAACAACAAGUUUGAUAUGAAUUAUCUAUAGGCUUUGAUAAUGUAAUAACUAGGUUUAUAUAGUCUGCAAGUAGUGUGGUAAGAUAUCUGUAAAACAGGCUUUUGUUGUGUUAGAUAAUUUACAGAAAAUGGGCCAUGUGGCCAAAAAUGUGUGUUUCCUGGGCCAAAUGAACGGGCAGAGAUUUCGUCUGGGUCAAAUGGACAGUGAAACUUUUUAAUUGAAACUGACCCAAUUACCCUCGAACAGUGGACAUUUAGAAGUUUAGACCA